Paramecium pentaurelia is the source of this 1231-nucleotide messenger RNA. Lineage: Eukaryota; Ciliophora; Oligohymenophorea; Peniculida; Parameciidae. The record is from the annotation of a GenBank genome assembly.
UAUGUAUUACACUCCAUCUAGACCUGCUGACAAUGACAAAUAACCUACACGUCAUUAAAGGCCUCCAGGUUAGAAUCCUCAAUAUCUUCAAAAAUAACCUGAAGAUCCACGCAGACUUGAUGAUUAUCAUGGAAAUCCUCAAGAGCGUCCCCCUCCAUAACAAAGGCCCCCAUAUUAAGAACAAGGUCUGGAUAGAGGCCCUUAACCACAAAGGCAAUUCGAACACCCAUAAGAUCGACCUUAACCUCCAUAUGGCAACAUGGCUAGAGGAUUUGAACGACCUCCUCCUGGUUUCAAUCCUUAAUUUCCUCCUCCACCUCCUGACAGAUUUAAUAAUGCACCCUAUGAUCCAGUCUAUGCAGAUGAUCGUUAUUAUCGACCAAUAUCAGCUCCUUAUGGUAGCCCCUAUGGUCCAAGGUAAUAACCAUACGGGGAACCUUCUCCUUAAGGUUUGAGAGGACCUGCUAGAGCAUAUGAUCCAAGAAGAGUAGGACCACCUCAAGAUUUUCGAGGUCCUCCACCUGAUUAUAGAGGAUUACCUCCUCCUGAUUUUCGUGAUGUUCCUCCUGAAUUUAGAGGAAUUCCCCCUCCAGAAUAUAGAAGAAUGCCACCUUAAAGUUAUUAAGGGGGAGAGUACCGAAGAGGAAUGCCAGAACCAAUGGGUUAUCGCGAUGAUUACAGUAGAGAUGUUGCAUCAAGAGGUCCAGAUUACAGAGGAGGACCACCUCCUGAUUUUAGGGGAGGACCACCUCCUGAUUAUAGAGGAUUACCUCCACCUGGAGAUUUCAGAGGUGGACCACCACCUGAUUUUAGAAAACCUCCUCCUGAUUAUAGAGGAAUGCCUCCUCAUCAACCUGAUUAUAGAGGAAUGCCUCCUCCUCCACCUGAUUAUAGAGGAAUGCCUCCUCCUCCACCUGAAUAUAGAGGGAUGCCUCCUGCAAAUUAUAGGGGACCUCCUCCUGAAUAUGGGAGAGGUAUGGAUCCAAGAGGAUUACCACCUCCAGGCGAGUAUAGAAGAGCACCUGGAUAUCCUCAAAGAGGAGCACCAUCCAAUGAGAUUUAUAGAGGAGAUUAUCCUCCUUAAUAUUAAAGAGGAGGAGAUUAAGUUUACAGAGGAGGACCUGGUGGAAGAGAUUUUGAACCAAGACGACCUUUGUCACCUUAAUCACAAAGAAGAGAUCAUGGAUACAAUGAAUUUAGUUCACCAUAAUAGAGAAUUAAGCAAGCUUGA